Aspergillus viridinutans is the source of this 702-nucleotide messenger RNA. RefSeq lists its product as uncharacterized. The transcript is spliced from 3 exons. Bases 1 to 702 code for a protein of 233 amino acids. NCBI's taxonomy places the organism in Eukaryota, Fungi, Ascomycota, Eurotiomycetes, Eurotiales, Aspergillaceae. The record is from RefSeq and is a predicted model, not a curated record. Gene Ontology annotation, biological process: secondary metabolic process.
AUGGUAUCCCUAAAGACUGUACAAGCAUCCAACGCUGGAAUCCGAGCCCUCCCCAACAUUAUCGCCCUCUUUGUUGGCGGCACCAGUGGCAUUGGCCAGAGCACCUUGCGCUAUCCCAAGGGUCGCUUCCACUUUAUUGAGGCGGACGUAUCGCUAGUGUGCAAUGUCGAUGCCGCGUGCCGGCAGAUCCUCCAGCAGGAAAAGCAGCUGAACUUUCUUUUUAUGACACCCGAGGGUAUAUCUCUGGGAGGGCGCAAUGAAACUGUUGAAGGUAUAGACUAUCUUUUUGCUCUCCGCUACCAUUCCCGCAUGCGCUUUAUCCAGAAUCUCCUCCCUCUUCUUGAAUCAUCCGGACCAACCUGUGUCGUCAGUGUCUACGGCGGUGGCUUCGAGUCCUCCAUCAACACGUCCGACCUGGACCUUAAACACAACUUCUCCUUGCUCAACGCCUACAAGCACUCCAUUACCAUGACCUCUCUGAGCAUGGAACACCUCGCCAGCACCUACCCUGCUGUUAGUUUCAUUCACGUCUACCCGGGUCUUGUCGGCACCAACAUCUACACCAACAGCUUCCCUGCACCGGUUUCAACGUUCUACAACUACGUAAUGUGGCCAUUCAUGUGGCCCUUUUCCGUGAAGCUCAUCGAGAGCGGCGAGCGACAUCUAUUCCAUCUAAGCUCGGCUCACUACCCGGCUAAAUAG